Molecule: messenger RNA, 465 nt
Organism: Balaenoptera acutorostrata (minke whale)
Lineage: Eukaryota; Metazoa; Chordata; Mammalia; Artiodactyla; Balaenopteridae
Gene: C1H1orf202
Product: chromosome 1 C1orf202 homolog
Exons: 1
Source: RefSeq, a predicted model, not a curated record
AUGGCGGACGCGCGGUCCAGCGGCCCCCAGCGCGGCGGCGCGCGGCACGGGCUGCUGGAGAGGAUGGCGCGCCUGAAGCGGGGCGGCCCGCCGUUCGCCGAGCCCGAGGCGGAGGGACGGCGCGCGGCCGGGGACUGCGGCUCCUGCUCGGGCUGGUGGUGCUGGCGGCGGCUCUUCCCGCGGGGCGCGGCCCGCGGGGCGCGCAGGAAGAAGGCCCGGUACAUGCGGCCCGGGCCGGCGGCCCAGGAGCGCGGCCGCUGGGGCCCCGCGAGCCUGCGGAGGCUGCUGCAGAAGCUGGCGGUGUGGAGGCGGCGCUGUUUGUGGCCCGGGGAGCGGCCCGAGAGGCCGGAGGAGAUCCCGCUGCUGGCGCUGCACCGCGCGCAGGUCGGCGACUAGGCCGCGGCCGCCGGGAACCCUGCCCCGCCCCGUCCCCUGCACCCGGAGCUUUGGCUUCGUUUCAUUUAG